Molecule: messenger RNA, 6934 nt
Organism: Argiope bruennichi
Lineage: Eukaryota; Metazoa; Arthropoda; Arachnida; Araneae; Araneidae
Product: orphan steroid hormone receptor 2-like
Exons: 16
Coding region: 967-2745 (592 amino acids)
Biological process (GO): anatomical structure development; regulation of transcription by RNA polymerase II; cell differentiation
Molecular function (GO): zinc ion binding; RNA polymerase II cis-regulatory region sequence-specific DNA binding; nuclear receptor activity
Source: RefSeq, a predicted model, not a curated record
AUUUCUGUCCUUUACGAUUUUAUUCUGAUUAAUGGAUGACCUACCUAAAAUAAAGAAAUUUUUAUCAGUUAUUUAGCAGACCAGAUUCUAAUUUUGCCCCUCCGGAGAUCUCAGAUUCACAUCCCGAGCAAAUCAUUAGUAAGUAAAGAGGGAAAAAAAACAACAAAAAAACAAUGGACCUAUGAUGACUUUUUUUUUAUCACUACCAUAUUCGAAUCUGAUGCUAUGCUGAUACACCUGUUGCACCUUUAGUCCCGUCUUUUGUGAAAACGACUCUCAGAGUGCCUCAUUUUUUUUAAAGAAAGAAGAGAAAAGAAAGUAAGAAACUUUUUUUAAUCUAACGGUUUCUUCCGAGCCGAUUCACCGCCAACUCGGGGGAAUAAGCCACCGACAUUUAUCAGCUGCCGAAACGACUGUGAACUCUGGUGACAUUUAGCCUGCAGAGCGGCGUGAAGCAGAUACCUUGGUGACUUUUCCCCCCUUUUUCAACCUUUGUCUACGCACGUAACGUUUGUCAGUGUACCUGUGGCGAAUCAGUGGAAGUGAACUGCGUAAAACUUCUCUUCGCUUUGCUUCUCGUUUUGACCUCAAGAUUUUAUUUUAUUCUAUUUUAUUUAUUUUUUUCAUGCUUCUUUCAUAGUCAAAGUACGCAAUCCGCGCACGACCUUUACCAAUGUCUAAAAGAGAUGAUCGUGAGUUAGCACUUUAGGACCGAUUGUGUGUGUUUCGCGUCACUUUUUCUUUUGUCCAUCGGAACAUAUUUGCAUCUGUUCGUCGGCUAAACAUAUGAAACCUUACUUGGAUAACAUUGCACUGGUUAUUUUCGAUUUGGAUUAUUUUCCGUGAUUUCUAUGUAUAUCGGCGACAAAUGUACAUUAAAACAGAUUUCCUCUCCAAUAUUGUUGCCCAAUUUUUUUGGCCUUUAUUCCUGAGAAGGUUUUCAACAAAUAUGGUGCUGCAUUUGCCAUGACAUCCCUUACAAAUGGUCCAGUGAUUUCAUCCACACUAGAUGGUAGCUGUGAAUCUGGAAGCGGUGCAUCAUCUGGUCCCCAUAGUGACUAUCUAGAUAGUCCUCAAUGCUCACCACAAAACCCAAAUCGUACCUGUGAUAGCAAAGCUAACAGUGAUGCGGGGGAUGUUGGGAUUAAAGAGGAACCCCCCAGUCCGGUGAGCAUCAGUGAUGUUCUAAAAUUGACCACCGGUCCCGGUCCCCUGGACUUGGGUUCUGGACUCUCCUUUUGCGGCAAGAGCAGCUCUUGCAGCUCUGACUGGGCAACUAAAGUGAAAGAGUGGCAAACUGCUGAACAGUUGACGAGAAUGAGAGAUGAAGAACCUUUGUUGAAAAAUGGGGGAGAUAGAAAAUUCAACGAACUCUGCGUUGUAUGUGGAGAUAAGGCCUCGGGAAGGCAUUAUGGAGCUGUGAGCUGUGAAGGAUGCAAAGGCUUCUUCAAAAGAAGUAUCCGCAAACAGCUAGGCUAUGCCUGUAGAGGGAAUCGUGACUGUGAGGUGACGAAGCAUCAUCGUAAUCGCUGUCAAUACUGCCGUCUUCAAAAGUGCCUUACCAUGGGCAUGCGUGCAGACUCUGUCCAAUCUGAAAGGAAGCCAGCUGAUUCCAGGGAGAAAACUGUAACCCCACCUAUGGCAGCAAGUUCUCAAAGAAUUUAUGUACGUAAAGAUUUUCGAUCUCCUCUUGCUGCUUUGCCAACAUUCAGCUCUGAUAAGGACACCAGGAACGUUAAUGUUGGAAAAUCAGAUUUAAGUACUUUAGCUAACGUAGUAACUUCAUUAGUUGCACUGAAGCAAAAUCCUGGAGAUCAGAGUCACUGCGAUGUACCACUAGUCACUGCCAAUGGGGAAUCCCAUAGCAGAUUGCUGCCAAAAGACAGCAACAACGUCAUAUCCAAAGCUUUUGACACAAUGGUUAAGGUUGCAGGUGGUUGUUCUGAUCAGUUGUCUUUACCGUUGGAACCUGAGAAUGAUUCAUUAUUUGAAUUCGAUGGUCCAUUACUUUUAGACUCUCAUGUAGCGUUUCAUCUAACGACUCCUAAUCCAGGAUCAUCUUACCUCAACGUCCACUAUAUAUGUGAAAGUGGGUCUAGGCUUUUAUUUCUUUCAGUCCAUUGGGCCAGAUCAAUACCUGCUUUCCAGCUACUGCAGCCAGAAAUACAGGCUACAUUAGUUCGGAGUUGCUGGAGCGAGUUAUUUACAUUAGGUUUGGCCCAAUGUUCUCAAGUUAUGUCUGUAAAAACUAUUUUCUCAGCGAUAAUCAGUCAUUUGCAGUCAAGUGUACAGCAAGAUCGAUUAUCUGCGUCUCGAGUAAAACAAGUCACUGAUCAUAUAUGCAAAUUACAAGAUUUUGUAAAUUCUAUGCUUCGAUUACAAGUUGAUGAACAUGAAUAUGCCUAUUUAAAAGCAAUUGUUCUUUUCAGUCCAGAUUAUCCCUCUCUCCCCAGUGCAAGACAAGUUGAGAAAUUUCAGGAAAAAGGGUACCAAGAACUACGUUCUUAUAUUGGUCAAACAUUUCCUGAAAACAACGAUCGAUUUCCUAAGUUGCUUUUGAGAUUACCUGCUCUGCGAUCCUUACAACCAUCGAUCACUGAAGAAUUAUUUUUCUCUGGCCUCAUCGGAAAUGUGCAAAUUGAUAGUAUCAUUCCCUAUAUAUUAAGUAUGGAUUCCAGUGAAUACACACCAGAAAUGGGUUCAUCUGUAGGAGGACAUACGCCAGGGAGUAAUCUUCCACAGUGAUCAGCAAAAGUGACCUUCCCACUAAUGUGACAUCAUAUUUAAUAACUUUAUCUCCUUCAUGAAUUUAUCCUGUACAAAAGUGAUUAGUUAUACUUGAUGCUGCUUCAUUGUAGAUGUGAAAAAAAUUUUUGAUGCCCAGUUUUUAAGAAAUGAUAUUUUAGUAAAUUGUUGUAUGUUUAAACAUCAUACACUAGGGAUGGGAUGGGUAACCCUAUUCGUGUUAUGUGUAGCAAUUUGUUAAUUGUUAAUUAUUUUGUACGUUAUUUGGAGCUUUUCUUCUUUCCCUACAAUUCCCGGUGUAACUUAGAUUUAUGUUCAAAAUUUAUGUAUGACAGUGUUUAUAUGUUUUUGAAGUUAUCUGCGAAAAAGCAAUAUUUUGUAGAUGUAAAUUUUAUUGGGUUUUUUUUUGUUUCUUUUUUUUUAAAUUUUUGAAAGAUUUUUAGAUUUUGUUAUUAGUUGGUUAUCGGCAUGGCUCACAAUUAUUCAAAAUUUUUAUUUGUGUUUGAGAUGUAUAAUAAGUCAUUAACUGGAUUUGUAUUUAUAAAGUGAUUUGGGACUUGAUAUUUAUAUUUGAAUCAUCAUGUGUAUAUAGCUUCUUACGUCUUUAGAUGUACUUCAGUCAAUAACAUGGUCAAUAUUUCGAUAAGAGGCGAAAAGGCUGCGUUAAAAGUGAAUACUAUUGAUAACUCGCCUUUCAGAGCUACUACUUUUGAAUCAUUUAAUGUAUUUUAUGGUUGAAAGCUUACAUUUCAUCUCUUUGCUGUAGAAGUAAAUGAAUUUCUUUGUUAUUGUGAGUGAAAUCAUGCUCUUAAUAUAAUGUGUAUGUAUUUUUGUCAAAAAUAUGUUUAGGUUAUGUAUAACAUAACCUAGAAGCCACUGGUGCUGCAGUAUUCAUUGUACAAUAUUAGAUCUGUGAUAUUGUAAUCUGAUGUGACGUUGUGAUGUUAUUCUUAGGAUGUAUUAUUCUAUAUUUUGUGAUUCUUUCAUUUAAUGUCUGAGAGUAUGCUUAAUACAUGUUAAAGAAUUUUAACUCAAAAAAAUUGUUUCCUGAAGACUUAUUUGUUUGAAAUUUGAAAGAUGUUUUUUUUUUUUUUUUUUUUUUUUUUUUUACUGAUUUAUUCUAGUCUUCUAAAGAAAUAAAAAUUUAAACAUUUUCAAAAUUUUUGUAAUGUGCGAUUUUUAUUACCUUUAUUUGUUGAAUAAUUUGAUUAUUAAUUGAUUUUAAUUUAAUUAUCUAUGAAUUAUACUAAAUGUAAUCAAUUUUAAACAUUUUUAUUAUUUUGCAGUUUUAUAUACCUGAUGGACAUAUACACUUUUUGGAAAUAAAAAUGGAUCAUUUGUUUCAAAUACAUCAUUAAUAUGUAUUACCCUUCAUUUAUUAUAUAAAAUUCGUUCUGUAUAUUAGAGAAGACCUUUAUUAUCCUCUUCCAAAUUUAUUCCAAAUGAAACAUAUUCAUUGAAAGUUGCCAUCAAUUUUCCUGAGAACUUUAGAUGUACUCCUUAUUGAAAAGCUGGUUGUAAUAAGGAUUCUUAUGCAUAUAAUUUAUCACUCCCUUAGAAUAAAAAGCUAUGUAAGAAAUGUGAGAAGUGUCCUUAAUUCCGCAGUAUUUUAGAAAAAUAAAUAAUGUUUAAGUUUUGUGUCACACCUUUACUUUUUUUCCAGUAUCAUGUAGCUUCUUUUUUUAACUCCUAUGUUUCUGUAAGAUAAAGAAGAGAAUCCGCUGUUUGUUUAAUUUUUAAAACGCCCAUUUUUAUCCUUAACAUUAAAAUGCUUUAUAUAAAUUAAUUUCUUUUAAAAUGACAUUUAAGAACUGAUAUAUAUUAGAUUUAUUAUUCUUAAUUAAUUAAAAUCUUGAAUAGACAAGAAAUUAAUUUUAAUUUGUUGGCAUUUUUACUAUCUUAAAAUAAUGUAAAAUAAUUGUAGCCUUCCUAACAAUAAAGAUUUAUUGAAAAAAAUUUAUUUUCAUUACAUUUUUCACAGAUGGAUGUUAUUUGCAAAAUUUGUUUUUCUUAUUUCUGUAGUUGCAUUUAUCUAUUUGAAAGAAAAUUAUGAUUUAUGAUAUUUUUAUUUCAUUUUUAACUAUGUCCCCUGAAUAUUGUAACAGUUUUAUUGUCUCCUGAUGCACUUUUCAGAAUUUUUUUAUCGACAUUGUAGUUAUUAACAUUGAACAACAAAUUAAAAUGUUCUAUAAUAUUUGCAUUAUGUAUCUUUGCUACUGAAUGGAUUGAGCUUGACAUCAAUUGAAUAUGAAACCAUUUGUGGUAUUUCCGAAAUUUUUUCUAUACUAGGCAUGCAUUAAUAUUAGACCUUUUUUUCAUCAGAAAAUUGCUCAAACAUCUUUUUCAUGAAAUAAUUUCAAGAUGCUCCUGAAUUUCAGUUUUGUUGAAGUACAAAAGUCAUUGCUAGAAUAUUUCAUUUGACAAAAUGUAUCUAUUGUCUUUUUGAAUUUUGUUAUACUUUUUUUUACGUUACAGAUGGUUUAUCUUUUGAAGGCUCGAUUCUCCCUGAAAGUGUCUUGAUAUAUUUUAGUAUGAGUUAUUAUAUAAAGUUUUAUGAAGGUGUUCUUUUGAAUUUCGUCUGUGAUUAUGUGUGAUAAGAAUGGUAUCUUUUGUAUUUAAUUUGUUUUAUUUAUAAAGAAAUGAGAAAUGUUUUGUAUUCAAUUUUAUGGGUCUUUUGCUUUAAAAAAUUAAAGCCCAAAAAUGCUGCUUUUUUUAAAAUCUUAUUUAAUGUCUAUCCUUUUAUGAUCAGAAAAAAAUAUAUCUAUCAAAGGAUUUGUUACUCGAAGAUAUAUAUUACUAAAUCAUUUUAAAAUGUUAUAAAGUUAAAACUACUGAAAUAAUUAUUGUGUUAUACAAUAUCUGAAAGCUUAAAAUGUUAGUACUGAAGAUAUGAAAUUAACUCAAAUUUUUAACUGAUCGUUAAUUUGAUAAUUUAUUAUUUAUUAACUUUAAAGUUUUUAAAAAUUAAUUAGAAAAAUUAUGGUAUAAGUGAUUUCCAUUAUUCAUUUCCACUGAUAUUUAAAAUAUAUAGCAAAAAAAAAAAAAAAAUCUGGAAUCAUAAUUCUAAAUAAACUCUUUUCAAAAUUGUAUGCCAGCCUAAUAUUUCAAAAUUUACAUUAAUUUCAUUUUCCCUUUUGAUUUUUUCCCCAUGACUCUUUUCAGAAUAGAUAAUUUUUUAUCACUAAUUAACGUCUAAUAUCAAAAACGUUUAAAUGAUGUAUCGAUUGACUUUUACGCUUUACACGUGUCCUUAACUUACCAAGUUUAAAUAAAUCCAUAUCAUACUUCACUUGCUUUCUAUAUUUUGUCUUUAUUUUGAAUGAAAGUCAAUAAUAUUUUGAUCUCACUUUUAAUAAUUUGGAAUAAUGAAUGCUUGAAUAUUGCAUGUAUUGUUGAAAAGAAAAUGUAUGUAUUUGAUUUCAGUUUUCUUAAGUUUUCUACAAAUUUUCCUGUUUUGCUUUUCUCUAUUUUUUUGUUACUAUUUUUCAUUAACUAUAUUAAUAUCCUUUCUUAAGUCAGUUUGUCAAACGCAUUUAUAACCAUGCUUUCAUGAAAAAUUUCAACAUGGUAAACUACAUUUUGUAUAUUUAAAACCUGCGCCGUUAUUUAUAUUUUUUGUGAAAAAUAUAUUUUAUCUCACAGAUGAAAAUAUGUGCAACUAUUAAACCAUCACCAAUUUCCUUAGUAAAUAUUUUACCUUGAAAUUUAAUGCAUAUAAUUAUAGGAAUCGUGGUUGUUUUUAGUUUUAGUUAUGAUCUUGCAAUAUGUUGAUCUCAUAUAAAUGUUUACGAGCAUUUUAGUAAGAUUUUGCGAUUGAAUAGAUAUUGAUGUAAAUUUUCUUAAAAUGAGCCUGGAGAUGCUGUACUUUAAAUAUAUUUGUUUGGUUACCUAACUCAUCCCUGUUGUGUAGUGUUGUAUCAAGGCACAAACUUCAGUAUUUAGAAGUAUCUCAGGUUUUAUAAAAACUUUCAAAGAAGGAAAAUGCUUUUUAAAUUUGCUCCAUUGAAAAAAAAUAUUCAAGCCUUGUCCAUUUUUCAUUAUCAGUUUUUGGUAGUCUAUAUGAAAGGCUACCUUUAUGACUUUUUCAUCUGAUCCCGGUUGCUGUGUAGUUCAGCAAAAAUGGUUGUAUACUAGAUAAUUUAUAUGAUUCAUAGCUUUGGAAACCAAGGAUUAAAUAUAUUUGAGUGAU